Messenger RNA from Anopheles marshallii, 525 nucleotides. Its product is annotated as succinate dehydrogenase cytochrome b560 subunit, mitochondrial-like. Gene Ontology annotation, biological process: mitochondrial electron transport, succinate to ubiquinone; tricarboxylic acid cycle. The record is from RefSeq and is a predicted model, not a curated record. Gene Ontology annotation, molecular function: succinate dehydrogenase activity; electron transfer activity. Lineage: Eukaryota; Metazoa; Arthropoda; Insecta; Diptera; Culicidae. The transcript has 2 exons. Gene Ontology annotation, cellular component: membrane. Bases 1 to 525 code for a protein of 174 amino acids.
AUGGCCGCAUCUCUGCUGCUGAGGAACGCUUGCCGUCGUUCGUUGCUGCAGGGUUACGGAAGUAAUAUCACCCUUCCCUUGGUAGCAGCACGUUCGAUCGUCCUGAAGCCGGCACAAUCGGACGUCCGUCCUGGCGAGUCGCACGACGACCGAAAUGCACGUCUGAAGCGACCUCAGUCACCACAUCUGACCAUCUACAGCUUCCAGCUGACCAGCAUGCUUUCGAUUACGCACCGUUUCACCGGACUGGCGCUGACCGGGUACAUUACCGCACUUGGGCUCGGUGCGCUGGCUAUGCCCCACGACGCCACACACUACCUGACGAUGCUGGAAGGACUGAGCGCUCCGACGCUAAUUGCGCUCAAGUUCACGCUUGCUUACCCGUUCGCGUACCACACGGUGAACGGUGUGCGCCAUCUGUUCUGGGACUUGGGCAAGUUCCUUACCAUCAAGGAGGUGUACACUACCGGUUACACGAUGCUGGGUGUCUCCGGUGUGCUGGCCGGUUUGUUGACAGCGCUGUAG